AGUCGCCCCACAAACCAGCAGCCAGAGCCAGGCAUCAGACAUACUCGAGGUGCUAUCAGGACUCCAGUUGGUCGUAUCAUCUCGGUUCGUUCGCACGCUUUUCCAGCUUCGCUCCUCACUUUCUAUAAAGAAACAAAUAAAAUAUAGAAAAAUCGAGAGACUAACGAGUCUCUAACGACGACAACUUGCGACGACGACGACGUGUACAAUUUUACGUUCUAUAUUUUUUUAUUCUCCAAGAAGGAAGAACGUGUGCGUUGUGUCGUCGUGUUUUCUAACCAAAACCGGGUUAAGAUAAAAAUUCAAUGAUAAUGUUGUAAAUAGAUAAAAAAAAAAUACCAAAGAUUAAAAUUCAUUGAAAAAAAUUAUUUAGUGAAAAGUGAUAAAAAUGCGGUUGAUAGUGAAAAUGAAGUUGAAGAGAACGAGGACUUAUUUUAAUGCUUUACUACUUAUGCUGGUAUUAUGUGGAUUACAUUUGACUGAUGCUGCGAGACAAAAUCCACUGAAAAAUCCAAAAAUCUGCGGCCGUCCCAUAUGUGAUUUAAUAACAUCAAAAUUCGGCUAUACCGAUACAAAUCGCUACAAAUACGACUACAAUGUUCACCUUCGCACCGAAUUCCUUGGAACCGGUCAAAAUACCUCCGAUGUUUACAUUCAAACAACAGUCGAUCUCAUCUUCCCAAAACCAUGCGAAGGUGUAAUGACCCUCAGUGCAGUACAGCUGCGUGAAAAAAUCACCAAAGAAGAAGAACCCACUCCCAAACCAACUGAAGCCAAUACAUUUGUCGAUUAUUAUGACUAUACAAAUCUUGACAAAAGCUCCGAAGACGAAGCCGCCGUCUACGAUGUCAAUUUACAUCCCAACAGCACUGAUUUAGCUGUUGAUUUACAAAAAUACAACUUGAGGUUUUCAUUUCACGAUGGUGUGAUUAGUGAAGUUUGUCCAAAUACUGCCGAACCAGCAUGGGUUUUGAAUUUCAAAAAAGGUAUUUUGUCGAAAAUACAAAACACAAUGUUGAGAUUUGAUGUGGAUUUGAAUGCAACCGAAACGGAUGUGGCUGGACAGUGUAAUGUUGCUUAUGAAUUGGAAGGAACUAAAGAUGCUUUUGUGAUAAUUAAGAAAACUAAAGAUUUACAAUCUUGCCGUUUUCGACAGUCGACACAUUCGAUUUUGCAAACUACUCCGUAUGUUUUUAGAGAGGAUAAGGCUAUUUGGCCAAUUUUAAGCUCGCACAGUUAUUGUAAUCUAACAAUCGAUCGAAACAUUUACAGCGAGGUAAGUUGCUUCGAACGCCACCAGUUGAUUCCAUUCUCAAGUAACCAGUCAGGAGCCGUUACUGUAGCUCAUGCCAAGCUUCUCCUAAAAACCGAAGAAAAGUACAAUUCCGCUGAUUUUUUCACAUACGAAGAUGAAAACCUGAUAGAAAAACGAUCACCACUACUUUUCGAUCAUACUCCAGCUACAAAGCCAACUCAUGGUGAGAUAAGAGCUUCAAGAGAUUUGCUAAAACAAAUGUGUGAAGUCGGCUUCCCCAACAUUCAGCGAGAAUUCAUUGAUGUUUUCACCAAUUUUCUACAAACUACCAAGCAUUUGGACUACAAAGCUUUGACACAACUUUUAGCUCGAUCAGCUGGAAUUUGUAGUAAUGGAAAAAACCAUGUGCUCGAAAGUCUGCCAUAUAUUGGAAGUACAGCUUCUUAUCAGCUGAUGCGCGAUCAAAUCGUAUCGAAUACCAUACCAAAGCAAUUGGCUCAAAGUUGGAUGACUUCAUUGGCCUUCAUUCAGCGGCCAGACGAUGAAACCCUCGAGACCUUCUACACAAUAUUGGAUUUUUCGAAAAAGAAAAUCGAUGCUGAAUAUACUUUGGCUUCAACAGCUGCUAUUCAUAGUUAUUGUCGACAUAAUCCCGAUUGUGGGUCAAAUGAAAAAAUUCAAAAAAUUAUAAACCUUUUGGAGACUGAGUUUUUGAGCUUGUUUAAUAUGUACAAACACGAAAGACGUACACAUGAUCGGUUAAUGGUUAUUUUGAAAGGUCUUGGAAAUAUUGGAGUUCUAUCAGAGCCGUUUGCUGAACAACUAAAAGAAUUGAUUACGGAAAAUAUCACACCAGUUGAUAUUCGAUUGCAGAGUGUUUUGGCAUUUCGACGGGUGGAUUGUCAAAAAUAUAAAGAAUUUUUCUUAGAGACCUAUGGCAAUGUUACGAUUAAUAGUGAAAUAAGGAUUUUCAGUUAUAUUCAGGCAAUGCGAUGUCCGGAUCAUUAUUCAAUUGAUUUUAUUAAAGAGGUUUUGAAGAGGGAGGAAAUUAAUCAAGUUGGAUCGUAUGUUUGGUCACAUUUGAAGAAUUUGGCAAAAUCUUCGUCACCAGUCCGAGUGGAGGCUCAGGGUCUUUUGGUAAAUGAUGAUUUGGCUGAUAAAUUUAAAUUGGAUAUGAGGAAAUUUUCAAGGAAUUAUGAGCAUAGCUUGUUCUUUGAUGAAUAUAAUUUUGGAACUGCAACUGACGCUAAUUUAAUAUUCGGAACUGAAUCGUAUCUCCCACGUAUGGCAACAUUGAAUUUUACUGCUGAUCUUUUUGGACAGUCGGUAAAUUUCUUUGAAAUUUCUGCACGCGCUGAGGGUUUUGAGGAACUAGCAACGUCAAUAUUUGGACCCAAGGGUCCAUAUAAUAAAGAUUUUCUGAGAAAACAAUUUUCAUUUUUGACAACAUGGUUGGGUGAAAAUACUGCAAUUAAUGAAGAUUCUAUUGACAACUUAUUGGCUUUUGACCCCUUAAGAAUCAAACGAAGUACAACUGAUUUUAAUGAUAAUGAAGAUUACCAAUUUGAAGAGGAAGACGAAAGUAGUAGCAGUCGAAAACGUCGCAGUACUGAAUCGACAGAAACUAUUCAAAAUAAUAUUGAAAAUUUGGGUUAUAAACUUAAUUACAAUUACAACAACCCUAAGGCCACACUUGGACUUCGAAUUUUUGGAAAUGACUUGCAAUUCUAUUCAAUUGAAGGUCUUAUUGAAGUGAUGGCAUUGGCUAAGGAGUUUGAUCCAUUCCAUCAAGCUGCAAAAAUUCUCUCUGGCAACGAGCUAAAGUAUACCAAGUCAAGUGUAUUUCUAGAUGCAUCAUAUAAUAUCCCAACGGAAAUAGGGUUACCUCUUUCGAUUCAUGCAUUUGGAGCUUCAUCCGUUGAUUUGAGACUUUCGGGAAGUUUGGAACGUCUCAGAGACUCUUUGGACUACAAGAGUUUUGAUUUUAAUGGCAAAAUCAAGCCAAGUGUGUCAGUUGAUGUUAUCACGACAUUACAAACUGAUGCCUUCUAUGCUUUGUCUGGAAUAAGAGUCAAAAGUAAUUUAUACUCCAGCUCAGCUCUCGAGGCUAAGAUGAAGAUUCGUGGUGCAAAUUUGGUUUCCUUUACAUUCAGCUUGCCACAGGAUAAAAAUGAAAUAUUCAGUGCACGAUCCGAAAUGAUUGUUAUGAAAGAAUCUGAAGAAAUUCCUCAAGUUGGUAUCGAGAAGAGACGCUCGAAUACAACUUGCACAUGGCCAGUUCUAGAUCAAGCCAUAGGUUUAAAAGUAUGUUCAUCGUUUAGUGUACCCGAUUUAGUGGUAGAUUCGGCCAAUGUCACCAAUCAUCCAAGCCUUCUGCUAAGUGGACCCAUGAAUAUAAGUUGGAUUCUUGAGAAAUCCGAUCUUAGUGCGAAAGAAUUUGUUUUUGAGUACAAAUGGACUCAGGUGAAAAAUGACUCCAAAUGGUCUUUAAUAUUCACCACACCACAUUCCACCAUAACUCGACUAUUUAUGGCAAAUGUAUCAACAACUCCUGAAGCUGCUAAUGCAUCGCUGCGAUUCAUAAAUGGUGCCCAAACAUACUCAGCUGGAGGAGUUUAUAAUGGCAAUCCGGCUGAUCGAAGUCUUGACAUUUGGAUCGAUACAAAUGGUAGGAAAAAUUUGAAUUUUAAUGCCGAAAUUAAGAGAAGCCAAGAAAGAAAUGCAUGGAUUUAUAAGCCAAAGGCUUUGUUGUCGGUGAAUGGAGAGAAUAUAACGGGAUUAUUGGGAACUAUUAGAAUCAAUGAGAAGAAUGGAAUAUCUCAGAAUGAUAUCGAAUUGACAUUUGAAACGAAAAAGCUUCAAGCUUGGAUAAGGGGUAAUGUGGUGAAAACGGAAAUUAAUACCUCGACUAAUAUGACAGUUCGAUAUAGGUUCGAAUCGAAAAAAAUUGAAACCGUUAACUUCGAAGGCAAACUCACCAACACUGGCGAUAAAUCAAAAACUGAAUACAAUGGCAACGUAAAACUUCGAACAUCAGCUCAUCCAAAACUGAAUUUCGCCUCAAAUGCAACAUGGCUAUCAUUACAAGGCCAUACCGAAGGUGUUGUAACUUACAACAAUGUCCCAGAUGCCAUCAAUCCAAAUCAAACAAGUCAAUUGCGACUGGUAUUUGCUCGUUCAUUUUCCGAAGAAUUCGGUUGGGAAGGUUCAAGAACUAAAGCUUCAUUGGAACUUUUUAUGCCAAAAUCAAAUAUUGAUUUUCGUAUUUUAGUUAAACAUGAAGAACGCAGUAAAAAUGGAACAGAACACAAUGUUAUUAUUGGACUUCGUUAUGCUCCACAGAAAGAAGCUACCGGAGUUUUUUCAGCUCAUUUUCCGCGACGUAAUUUAUUUGCUGUCGAUGCUUAUAUGAACCUUACGGUUCCCGAAUUUAAUUCUUGCACUGUUCGAUUACAACUUAAUGAGAGAGUCAAGGAAAAUUAUAUGAUAAACUUUAACGGUACUUGGUUUUCGGGACAUUCAAUUUCAAUCAAAGGUAAUUAUAAGGACAAAAGUUCUGCUUUACAAAUACUUCAUCAACUCAAAUUACUGGUGGAAAGUCCAUCGUUUGAAGUGACCUCAUUUAAUAUGAUCUUUCGACGUAGUCAACUUGUUAUUAUUGCUGAUAUACAAGCUAAAUAUAAUAAAGACCCUUAUGGGCUUUCAUUGCAAUACAAUCGUAAUGAAAAUCAAACUAACUCUAAUGCUGAGGUUAAGUUGAAAAUUAAAGAUCGAGAAUAUGGAAUAGCUGCUAAGUUACUAUCACAACAACCUAAACUUUUGCAGAUAGAGAUACAUCUGGACAAACUUCGUGACAUACACCUGAAGGUGGGAGUUUUGACAGUUGCGAAACAGAAAGAACUCUCUGUCGAAUUGAAAUGGGAUGCCAAUAGGGACCCCUCACAGAGAUUGGCCUUGAAUGCUGAAUAUAACAACCCUGCUAAUAGGACCUAUGAUUCCACCAUAAUGUUCACCUAUCCUGAUCGAACUUUUAGCUGUGGAUUUAAUAUCUUUGCUGGGGGACCGAAAUAUUAUGGUUCAGCAAGAGCAACUUGGGGUACUAACGAUGUGAUUCUUUUCAAUUACGACGCUGGAUUCUUUAGCGGAAAAGAAUUUAACAACUGGAUUCGAGCUGAGCUGUCAACACCAUUCCAGGGAUGGUAUAAAAACAGUCUUAAAGCUGGAGUUUUCAAUCGAGAUAAUCUUUAUCUGGGAAAUGCUUCAUUACUUUGGGCUGAAAAUCAAAACCUUCAAAUCGGCUAUGAAAGUAACUAUGAAGUUGCCGAACCUCUUCUAAGUUUCCAUGUUGAAUUGGGAGUUAAUAGUACUAUUAAAGACAUUCCAACCAUAAAAAUGAAAGUCAAACAUCGACAAGAUUUGAAAAAGUUCGACUCGGAACUUGAUUUUCGACACACUGAUGUCAAUGAUACUGAAAUACUAAAGAUCUACAGUGUCCGAUCGGUUUGGGAAGUUUUGAAAACCGGGGGCUAUCAUAAUGUAAGUGGUUCGGUAUUGAUGGUAAGUCCAUUCAAUGGCUAUCGAAAAGGUGGACUUGCCACUAAGCUUAGUCUAAGUGAUGAUCGUCAUGUUCAAGGUGUAGCUUCAUUGAACUUUGACAUUCGAGAAUUUACCCUAGCUUUGGAUGGUUAUGUGAGGAAAUUUACCGAUAGCAUGCUAGAAGUUAAUAUUACUACACCUUUGGAAAAGUUCCGCACAAUCAAUGGUCGAUUUGGUCUGAGCGAACAAAAACGUCAUGCGGUAGCUGAAGUUCGUUCAGGAAAUUUAGCUUUAGGAGCUGAAAUUCUAUUUGUUGUCAAUGCAUUUUCAGACUUUGAUGUAAAAUUGAGUCUGGCAACUCCGAUUGAAAAUUUCAAUCAGUUGAGUUUCAUUGGAAAAGUCAAGCCAAUCACUGUUGAUCUUCGUGGAAGUCUGAAUAAUUCAACAUUAGGUUUUACCGGGGUCUGGAGAUUCCACAAUGCUACAGAUUUUGAGUAUUCAUAUCAAGUUUAUACCCCAUUCCAAGGCUUUGAACAUAACGGAUUUGUGUUGAAAUUUAUAAAAACUGAUAUAUUUGUACUAGAAGCACAUGGAAAACUGUCAAAACACAAAUUGGGUGUAAAGAUCAAUGGAAGAUCAAAAUCAAAGCUUUUAACAUUGAUAAGUCCGAAUAAGUUAGAUCUUGAAUUAUUCUACGAUGAAGAUUUAAGACCUCAAAGCCAUGAUGAUGAUGAAGAGGAUUACGAUGAAGAAGAAUAUGAUUUGAGUGAAUAUUUUUCAUAUUUUGUCGAAGGUGAAGUUGACACCUUGACAUGGCCAACUAUUAAGGGUCAAGUUGAUAUUCAAGAAAUCUAUGAUUAUUAUAUUAUUGUUGGUGAUGCUAAUUUACCAGCUGGUCGGGUAGAUUUUAAAGAUCGUCUGUAUUACCCAGAUAUGAUGAAUGUUAAAAAUAUUUUAAAUCUUUGGACCCCAUUUGAAUCUUGUCGAAAUUUAAAGAACAUAUUUGAAUAUCAUGUAGAUUUGGAUCGAUAUUUUGUAGAAAAGGUUGAUUUUGCUAUCGAUAAUGGAGGCAAUUCGAAACCAACAGAAUUUGGUUUUAUGGUAAAUUAUACAAAAGUUUUGGAGGAGAAAUUGGUUAAACAACAUGAAAUGGCUUUAAGAGUUAAGACCCCAUAUGAUAUUUUGAAAGAAAUUGAAGUUGAAGCUGUAUUGGAGUUGGAUGAUAAUAUUCGAAGGGGAAAUAUAACAUCAAGAACUCCUAGUACAACAUUGUCGUUAGCUGCAUCGGUUGAGAUUGAGGAGAACUUUUUGGAGACUUCAGUGGGCUUCAAUUUAGAUUCUGAUGUGGUUCCUUUCUAUGGUUGCAGAGCUUAUAUUAAGAAAGACUUUUCUGAUGUUGAUAACUCUUUGGACCUCCAAUUUGAAGUCAAUGAUAAUGGCACUAUUAAUUUGGUUAAACUCGAAACAGUUUGGCAUCUUAAUCAAGAAAACAUCAUCAAUGCUAAGGGUAAACUUCACACCAGUAUGCUACCGCUUAAACUAGCUGAGACCUCUAUACUCAUAACCAAGGGUCCAAAUCCCAAUUUCAAUAUGGACUUUGCCAUGGUUCAUCGUGAGGGUCAGCGUAUUGAAUACGGUUCGAGAGCAAGUAAAAAAAAAGAUGUUAUCAAUAUUGAACUUUGGACCCCAAUGAAGAAUUUCAAAAAUGUUUCAUUGCAUGGAACUUUUGUACGCAAUCAAGCUAAGCCUAACGAAUACCUUGUGAAUGGGCAUUUGUAUCGAAAUAUGGCUGUCUUCAUAGUAAGUGGGACAGUUAAAAUGGCAGAAACCUAUCCCACACAAGCAAGGUUACGGGUCCAACCGAAAGCUGGUGGUCCGGAUGGUUUUAUUGAGUUGGAUGUCAAAAACGAUGAUGAUAAAUAUGGGAAGAGUUUCCAAUUUAGUGCAGUUGAAGAUGGCAAGAUGUGUCAAAUUUCAGGAGGCUAUACCUUCCGGAAUAAGUUUGAUUGGGACUUUGAUACUUUGAUUCAAUCGAGUGAGCCAGAAAUAUCACGAAUUAGUGUGAAUGGAAAGGCACAACCUAAAGGAGAGGGCUAUUUUAUUGGUGAAUUAGGCUUCCAAACCCCAUGGAGACAGUUCGGUCUUGAAUCGGGAAGUUUUGAAACUGGUGUUAAUGUUCAAAAAGACUCUGGCAAAAUCGAAGGACAAUACACCAUUGGUGAACUAAAAGUUGGAAAAGCUUUCACAUGGUCUUGGAUUUUUGCUCAAAAUAUGCAACUUCUUUUGGAGAGUUCCUCAAGCAAUGGCGUAACACAACCACGUAAAGCUGAAAUAAGUAUAAAAUACGUAAAUCCGAAUAAAAGUUUCCACAGACUUUUGACGGGUGGCAAAGUUAAUGUCGAUUCACAAUGGGUUCUCGAUGUAAACGGUACCUUGGCAUUUAUAUCGCGUGGAGACAUUCAAGCUGGUUUAGUUCUUCAGCUACCCAAACCAGUUGGGGAUAUACAUCAUCUUGGAGUACGUUAUCGUGGUAAUUUGAUGACCAAUGAACCACCAAAUGUAUUUGCUGAAAGUAAAUAUGAAUCACAAGAAGCUAUGAAUAAAUUCGUUACUCGAGUUUCGUAUAGAAAUGUUGAUGAUCUUCAGGGCUUGUGCAGUAUUAAAUGGGGUAAAAUGGCAAAUAUGUCAACAAUUGAAGGUGAUUUCCAAGUUUUGAGAAAGAAACAAGUUAGGAAGGAGUUUUAUGCAAAACUGACGACGCCAAUGUAUGAAGAAGAAACGCUGUUUGUGAGGGGAAAUUAUGAUGCAGAGAAAGAUUUUCAUCUUUUGAUGUGCACUCUUGAUUCACCAGCUUCGAAGAGACUUGGAGAAAUCGAUAUGGCUUUCAAUACUCUAUCAAACAUGAAGGGCUUCGUUAAUGGAACCCUACCCUUCUUCAAUAUUACAUGGCUUCGUGCUGAUAUUAAUUUCACAACAUCUGGUGGAGAAACAAUUCGUUACGCAAAAGCUACAUGGCCCGAAGACUCUGGUUUCUUCAACUUACACAGCACUUACACAUCACAAAAUCUCAACCGAGAUCUUCAAGGUUCAAUUCAGCUAGAAGUACCUUUAACCACACGCCAUCAAGCUAACAUCGAUUACAGUAUGAAAGAACGUGAACUCUUACAUAUCGGUCAAGCUAAUGUUAUUUACAAUGAGAAAAAUGUCCUCAAUGGUCGUUAUAACUGUAAAACCGAACAGCGAAUGGGUUUCGAAAAAGAUGUCAUCGAUAUAACUCUUGAAAAUGAACUUAAACCUCUUGGUAUUCAUUAUAUCCAUUCGAAACAGUAUACCAAUGCUGAGAUGCCAGAUAAUGAUAUGAAACAUUGGGAAAUAUUUGAGCUUAGAAAUUCAAAAACUAUGAAUCUAACUGGUGAAUUACAUGUUCGAACAACUGAUACAGGUCAAGAAUUUAAAAUUGUUGCCAUUCAUCCAAAUCGAACGAUUAUUAUAAAUUCUGAGUAUGAUUAUUUGGAUAUGAUGACCAAACACAAGUCGAAACUUCAAUUGGCUCCUACAGCUUGGAUUGGUUAUAAUAUUGAGCUGGGAAAUUCUAGCACGGCUUCAAAUGAAUCUCAAAACUUUUUAUUGGAACUUUCUUAUCCACGAAGAAAUCUAUCAGCUGAAGGCUGGUAUUAUGUAACAAGUGAUCGAUUUGAUUCGGAUUUAUCCUUGAAAUGGACUAUUGAUCAAUCUGAAGAAAAGAAAACACUUCGAACAGGACUUCUUUGGCAAAGUGAGAAACUACAACAAGGUGAUAAGGAUAAUCAAAGUAUUGUUUUUACUAUUGGACAUCCUUAUCUUGAAAAGGAUGUACAAUUCAAAGGAUCAUUCUAUCGUGGAUUAGAAGAUUUGGUAAAGGCUAACUUAAUAGUUGAAUACUCAGAUGAUCCUGACCAUCUGUUAACUCUUGAAGCUCUUCUUAAAGAUCUUGGUACAAGAAAUUCUAUUACCAAUUACACUUUGGAUGUUGUAGUUCUUCAUCCAGCAAGUACUUUAAAUGUUAAUGUUCAUGGAAUAGCUAUGGCAAAGAGUUCUUACUACAAAGCCGAUACAAAUGCUUUUUAUCAACGUGGUUAUUUCCCAAUAAAGAAAGGUCGUUUCUUAGCUAAAUUGGAUUUGAAUAAUAAAGAAUUUGAAUAUGAGCGAAACACACCUUAUCGACAAAUUCGAUUAUGGGCAGUUCCAUACACAAAAUAUCCACUUUAUGGAUUGAAUGCUACAGUUUGGGAUUCUCCUGAUUUGAAUAAUACUGGAUUUGUCUAUGUUGAUUUGGCUAAGAAAUAUGCUAGAGCUGAAUUCAAUUUGACUGAAGAUUCAAGUCAAAAUUUACAAAUGAUUGGACAUAUUCCGGAUGCUCGAAGUGGAUUUUUAGAUAUUUGGAGAAAUUAUGAAGAAAUAAGAAUAAUUGAUGUUAGUUCGUAUUAUAAGAUGAAUCAUUCAAGACUGAUAACUGGAAAGUUUCAUUGGAGACCAAAGAUAAAGGAGGAACUGAAGGCUAAAUUCAAAUCAAUUGGAACAUCAUUCUAUACAUCAUUUUCCGAUGGAAUUGAUUUUUGGAUCAAAAAUAUGUACACCGAAACAUCAGAGUCUAUAAAUGAUGUUUGGAGUACAGCUAGUGUUCAUACUCAAUCAUUUUUAGAUGAUGUUGGAGAAUUAAGUGUUUUGGAACAAGAUUUAGAAGAAUUACGAGUUUUUGUAAAUCAAUCAUACGAAGCAAAUGACUUCUACAUCAAAACUUUUGUCAACUUUACAUUAUCGGUGUUGGACGAAUUGGCAAUUAGAGAUCAUAUUGAAUCACUACCAAAGAUAUUCACAGAAUUAUGGCAUGCUAUGGGUGAUUCGGGAAAAGCUUUAAGAAAAAAUAUUCUUUGGCUAAUCGAAACAAUCAAAACUUCUUAUCAAAAAGCUCUUGAAGCCAUAAGUAGAUUCUUCCAUGGUGAUUCUCUGCGAUACUUAUCUGAUCUAAUGGAAAAAGGUGUCGAAAAAUAUGACAAAUUCAUCAAAGACUUGCAUAUAUCAUUUAUAAAAUAUGUUGAGAAUUUAUGGAAUAAAAUAUCAACUAUGCUUGCUAACUAUUGGAAAUCGGUUCUAAAACGCAUCGAACCACAUGUGUUCCGAUUUUUGUCAUACAUUGAAACAGCUGCUUGGGAUAUUAGCAAGGAAAUUUUCGACUUUAUUUACAAACGUACCAACGAACUUGCUGAGUCUCCAUAUUUCAACAAAGUCUCCAGUUUCACACAAGACGUUGAUCGUCUCUACAAAGAUAUCAAAUCCAACGAUGCAAUAACUAACAUCAAGAAAUACUCAGUUAUCGCUUGGAAUUUCAUCAAGGAGAAAUAUUUCAAGCUUGUUCCGUUCGGCAAUGAACUUAACGAAAUUAUUACUGAAAUUGUAGACAAAAUCAAAGGUCUCCAAAAGCUGCAACACAUUCAAUUGAUAUUGCAGAAAUUUGACGAAAUCUUUGCCAAAAUCGAAUGGCUAGCUGAUGAGUUACAAUUGGAAUACCGUUUGCAUCAAUUGUAUGCAUUGAUACGUAAUAAACUUCAAACUUAUACUUUGAAUGCUCUCGAAACUGCUGAUAUGUAUCGAGAGGCAAAGACAUAUUUUGUCUUUGAUCCUGAAGUUGGUGUUAUAGAUUUGGAGCAGAAAUUACCAAUGUCAUGGCAUAGUUUUAACGAAACACCGAAAUUCGAAGAAAUACCCGAAUAUCGUAUGCUGGCUAAGGCACAGAAUUUCUUUGCAAGUACAAAUGCAUCGAUUGUUAGGUAUCUUUAUGGUUUAAAGUCGAAUUUAGAUCCGGAGACUUGGUUGCCGCCGUAUACAGAACGGUCUUUAUUGAUUGGUUCACGGCAUUAUAUGACUUUUGAUAAAAGUUUUGUUGGAUUAAACUUGGAAUGUGACGAAAGAGGUCAACAAUGUUCUUACGUCUUGGCUCAUGACUUUUUCCAAAGGAACUUUACUCUUCUUCUAGAGCCAUCGACAUCUUCCAGAAUUCCUACGAAAAAACUUACACUUUUAACGGAUGAUAAGGUCCUCGAAAUCAAUUUGGAGGAUGAUACUUUAACCAUAGAUGGCAACCAUUCCCCAAUGUUACCCAUGCAAUUUGGCUCGGUUACCAUCUACCGUGAAAUGGAUAUUUUGACAAUUCAUUCGAAAAAAGAUUUCAACUUAAAUUGUAACAUUCAAUUUAAUCUUUGUUGGUUUGAAGUUGCCGGCUGGUAUUUUGGUCAAACAGCUGGUCUGUUGGGAACACUUAAUAAUGAACCUUUCGAUGAGUACAUGACUUCAAGGAAUCAUGUUGUUAAUGACACAGAAGAAUUUACUGAUUCUUGGAGCUUACAAUCAUGCAAGCAGCGAAAGAUUUCGUCGAAAAUCAAGGCUUCUGAUGAAGUCUUGGAAGCUUGUGAGCAUAUUUUCACGUCGGGAAUUUUAUCAGCUUGUUCUGAUACUAUCAGUCCAUUGCCAUUUUUGGAAAUGUGUAAAGAUUUGGGAGUAAAUUCGAACUCAAUGAGGGAUCACAAUCCAGCUAUGAAGGGAGUUUGUACAGCUGCAUUGGCUUAUAUCGAAGCUUGUGCGAAUUCGAAGAUUCUAAUGAGAGUUCCAGAUCAAUGUAUAUUUUGUAAGCUUUUGAAUGGAACUUAUGUCCCAGAGGGAACAUUUAUUACUCUAAACAAGGAAGAUAUACCAAAAACUGCGGAUGUUGUAUUCAUUGUCGAAGCAAAGCCCUGUAAUGCUAAUUUGACAUUUGAAAAGAAUCUUAUGACAGUUGUGGCAUCACUGGAAGCUGAAUUUGCCGCAGCUAAAAUUAAUAACAACAGAUUUUCGGUUCUUGCAUUUGGAGGUUUUGAGCCAUUCAAUGUGCCCCGAUCAAUAAUUCAUCACAAUCAGGUCUUCACUUCUGAUAUAAAUGAACUUCAAAAGUAUUUCGAUCACAUUGAAGUUGGAAAUGGCAACAAUAGUGAUAUAUUAGCAGCAAUCAGUGCUGCCACUCAGCUUGAAUUCCGACCUGGUGCAUCAAAGGUUCUCAUUCUACUGUCAUGUUCUGAUUGUUCAUCAAAAGCAAUGAAGUUUGACUUUACAUCAAUCCUUCAAUAUAUGCUCGAAGAAGGUGUCAAUCUUCACAUACUCGCCGACACCGAAUUCGAAUUCGAAAGAACACGAAAAUUACGACAAUUUUUCGGAUUAGAUCGUGAUUUUGUUUAUUCGAAACGAUUUGUUGACGGUGAUGCAGCAACUCGAAAACAACUACACAUUCCCAAAGAUAAUUUAGGUUUAUGUGCACCAUUGGCAUUAGAAACCAAUGGAUCAGUUUUUUCAGCACGAAAACUUCAACCUGAACAUCGACAUCCAACUAAGAAAAUUGCAAGUAUAUUUGCAAAACGUGUGGCCAAGACAGCUGCGCCAAAUAAUUGUCAACAAUGUGAGUGUACGGGACAUGAUACUGGUGUGGCACAUUUGUCAUGUGCGCCAUGUUCAUUGCCAACACAUUCGGCUGUAGAGGAUUAUGACUUUCAAUUUAAUUGGGAAUGGGAUGAUGACAAAAUCGAUGAAGAGAUCUAACAUCUAAAUGUGAAAUGCUUAGAGAAUAAGAAACUAGAUUAAGAGUUGAAGAUGAAGGAAGAAGUUUUAUGAAAUAUUGUAAUUUCAGAUUUUUUGUACCUUUUUUCAAUAAAAAAAAAAAACAAAUUGUAAAAAGAAA
This is a messenger RNA of Episyrphus balteatus (marmalade hoverfly), 13532 nucleotides long. RefSeq lists its product as uncharacterized. NCBI's taxonomy places the organism in Eukaryota, Metazoa, Arthropoda, Insecta, Diptera, Syrphidae. Bases 389 to 13393 code for a protein of 4334 amino acids. The record is from RefSeq and is a predicted model, not a curated record. The transcript is spliced from 31 exons. Gene Ontology annotation, biological process: lipid transport. Gene Ontology annotation, molecular function: lipid carrier activity.